UCCCAGUCUCGACUGUCUCUUUAAGACAGCGAUAGCUGUGUGUCUGAUUAAUUCAAUGUAACUAGAGAUGCAUUGGAGAAACCCACUUUCCGCUAUUACGGUGGAUGUACCAGCUACAGAGAGAGUGAAUAAACUGGACAUUUCUUUCCCAAUUGGUCAUUAUAAUCGGAUAAUCCAAUUGUCCGUUAACAUGUAAUAAAGUUAUCCAGUAAUACCUUUAUUAUAGGCCACGGAUGUGGAGAUAAAAAAAUAUUAGCUGGAAAUUGAAGUCUCAAUCGUUUCAUAUUUCCCUAAGAGGAUUUACCAGAAGUCGUAUUGCAGAAAUAAGAAUAUUUACAUUAAAUUGUUUGGAGCGGAGUUUUAUUCUGACUGCACGAAAUGUCGGAAAAACACGGUCUGGAGGACACCAAUCGCCAGGCCAUGUCUCAACCCAUGCAGCAAAUGCAGCCCCCUCCGUACCUCCCCUCCCAGGAACUUAACAUGGGCCAACAACACUCCAACAUGCAACACUCCAACAUGCAGCACCCCAGCAUGGCCCCUCAGGCCGGCUGUGGCCCCCAGCCCAACUACCCCCCUCCACCCCCGCCCCCUGGCUCCGAUGGCUACCAGGAGACCCAGUUCCACAAUGGCUCCUACGGACACCCAGGGGCCCCACAGGGCUACACAGUCCAGACACAGGGCCCAGGAGGGGGGGUCCCACAUGCCCCCGUGGGGUACUUUCAACCAGGAUACCCUCUCCAGUUGCAGCCCUGCACAGCCUACGUUCCUGUCUACCCCGUGGCGUCGGGGCAGCCCUACCAGGGGAUGCCCCAGGGCCAGAUGGGCAUGCAGAUGCCCCAUGGCAUCGCCCUGAUGGAGCCACGGCGCCCGCCUCACGACUACCUGCCAAUCGCUGUGCUCACCACCGUUUGCUGCUUCUGGCCAACAGGAAUCAUAGCCAUCAUCAAGGCAGUACAGGUGCGUACGGCGGUGGCCAGGGGGGACAUGGUGAUGGCUGAGAUAGCGUCCCGCGAGGCGCGUAACUUCUCCUUCAUCAGCCUGGCGGUGGGCAUUGCCUCCAUCGUUCUGUGUACCAUCCUCACCGUGGUAGUCAUCAUUGCCUCCCAACACCAUGACGACGACUGGGAACCCUAAUACACAACGCAGUGUGGCAUCAUGGGAUAUGUAGUUUUCGGUGGAGAUAAGGGCACUGAAUAAGGGCACUGAAAUGCACACUCUGAUACUGGUAUGUUAUAUUGGAGGUAUAUAUGUGUAUAUAUGCACCCUGUGUACUGUAUAUACAGUUCUGACCUACAGACUACUAACAGGCUGAGAAACAAUCACAGCUAAUAUUCAAAUGUCAAAACAAAUAGGUGCCCAUUAUGGGCCAGUAUUACUUACCACUGUAACCAUUUAUAUUCAGAUAAAGUAGUACUCCAUAGCCCUUAUGGGGGAAAACAGAGUACAUACACAGAGCAAUUGAAUGGCAAUUCCACCACUUUUCAACCUAAUUUUCAUGAUCUCCUGCACAAUACUAGUGUCAUAUAUGUGAAAACAUCGCCUGACGCCAUCAAAAGUUAAAACCUCAGUGACGCGAGGAGUAAGAAAAUAUUCUCCAUCUGGCUAGAAACUCAUUGCAGUUAACUUUUAAUCCUAGCUUGUGAUGUCACAGAAAAGCAUUUUUUUAGGACUAUUCUUCUUUUUUUUUAACCACAGAUCAUGGAAACGCAGUAUUUUCACGUAUAUAGACACUGGUAUGAUGCUGGAGAUCAUGAAAAUGAGGUUGAAAAGUAGUGGAAUUGCCCUUUAACUGUGAAUUAUUUAUGAAUUACUGAUUAAUUUAUGGUCCCCUCGAACCUAGGUAGACCAAACCAUGGGUCACACUGUAUCACAAAACUGUCAAAUAGAUCACAAAUCAUAACUGAAAUUACUUCCCUAUAUAAUUAGUAUUUUAUGAAGAGAUUGUUUUGAAUUACUUCAAAAAGAAAUACUUUUCUUGAAUUGUGUUUGUAGUCAUGUAUAGUUUUUGAUUUAUUAGGAUUUUCAAAAAUCUGCGCCAUCUAGUGAUAGUAUAUUUUAUAUUUAUUUAAAGGAUAGAAUAAAUUACAGUAUAACAGACUGCCAAACAUUGCCAUUUAUUUUACACACAAUCAAAUGGAAAGUAAAUCAAGUCAUGAUAUAGUUGACUAAUUAUGAGAUCAAACUAUGAAAAAGAUGAAAAAAUAUUGAGAUUUUUCUUUUGAGAUGAAUGACAUCUCUAUUUAAAGUUGUGUCGAUGGAGAGAUACACCAUAGGAUGUACUGUGUCAGUGUCCCGCCUUUUUUUGUGUGGCUGAUAUGGACUUGGUUGUUGACAAAUUGUUUGUUGCAUAAGACUGUUUAAUACUUGUUCACUUUAUUUAUGUAUGUAUUCAUAUUUUGUUGCAUAAGACUGUUUAAUACUUGUUCACUUUAUUUAUGUAUGUAUUUAUUUAUAUUAUAAUUUAUUCAUUUGUUUAUUUAUAUAAUAUAUUUUUUCAUAGCUUUUUAAAAUGUCACCCUUUUUUUAUAAAACCUUUAUUUUACCUUUAUUUAACUAGGCAAGUCAGUUAAGAACAAAUUCUUAUUUUCAAUGACUGCCUAGGAACAGUGGGUUAACUGCCUUGUUCAGGGGCCUUGUCAGCUCGGGGAUUCAAUCUUGCAACCUUUCGGUUACUAAUCAAACGCUGUAACCACUAGGCUACCUGCCGACCAUUAUGUUUUAGUUGAUAUCAAUAUUUUAUUGUACCCAUAUUAGCCUACAAACCUUGAAACUAGAUGAAAUUGGAUGAUGUUUGGGAUGAUUUGCACUUCCAGUAGGCUUAGAAUUGCUUUCUACUAGGUUUUUAUACACUUCAAUGGGAAAGGGUAGAAUUGUAGAAAUAGACACAUUUAAAACAACAAUUACUUGCCUGAUUGAAGUGGUUGACCCAUUUUCUAAUGUCACAGACAUAAAGUAAAGUAUUGCAGUACUAAGACAAAAAGCAACACAUUAAUGGAAAGUGCUUGGACGGACGCAAUAUUAAAAAGGGUAUGUAAUUAUACAUAGGGCUAGUGAGGUGUACAUUUGAGAAAUUGCUGCUUUUGCAAAUAAUGUUUAGCAAAUAUUAAAUAGGGUCAUAAUUGGCAAUACAAGAGUAUUAUCUUAGUUAAUAGUUUCUCAGAGUAAAAAGGUUGUAGGCAAAGGACUUCUAGGAUACAGACAAAAACUCUUUUGUGCAUGCCAUUGUGAACCAUUAUUAAAAUUCUCUCAGCUAACCUUUUCCCUAAUUGCCUUAGCUGAUAAUAUGGGUUGCGUCAAACACAUUAGGUCUCUAAUCUAGCCUAUCACGUUACGAGGUGUGUUGCUCCAUGUUAUAGAGAGCCAAGAGGGCUAUUGUGGAAGAGUAUGAGCUGAAAUGACCUGUGCCAGAAUCAGUGCAGCAGAAAUACUGAUGGUGGCUCUGAAAACGAAUGUCUCUGAGGAGAGAGAAAAUAAAUCAAUGCUUAAUAUACAUUGUGGCAUUUUCCUCUCCUCGACUUGUUUCUAUUACCCCAAGCAGCCCCUCUCUCUCUGUUUCUCUUUCUGCUGUCCAUUGCAAAAUUGGGACUGUAAUUCUCAACAUAUCUCUAAUCUGCUUGUCCUUUAUCUUCCGUUUUCAAUUCCUAUGAUAAUGCUAUUUUUUAAAGAAAAUGAAGUUAGUCAGAAGUGUUGAGAAUGUAUCGUUUCUCGUGAAGGACCAUGAUUACUGAUUGGAAUAUUGUAUUAGGGUGUUUGAAGUUUCAUUCUGAAAGUAUUAUUACUAUGGCUAUUAUGAUUCUGUUUACGUGGUAAUCACCUUUGCAUUUGAUUAUCACUGCUGUGUUUAUAAUGUACAUUGUAUUUGGAGAAUACUGUAUGUUCUUAAUCUGAUAACAUGGCAUUCUAGAAAUAUGCUAAGAGAUGCAAAGUAAGCACAGUAUUGUGACUCAGUGGUGCUGUUACUCACCUCUAUACAAGAGGUGUUGGUAUAGAACGUGUGUAUGCUUUUUAGACUCACUCCUAGCAUAUCUAGCUGUUUUUAGAUCUACACUGUGCUCUUCCCACAUACUUGUUUUCUCAGGCAUUUCUAUGCCAUUGUCGAUGACAGGCUGGGCAAAUGCUACUGCUUCUUUGCCGUGUUGAUACCUUUUCUCUGAGCAUGUAAAUGUAAUGGAUUGGCGCGUUCAAAGUGGCUGGCGAAUCACAGUGUACACCAACUUCUCCCGGGGGUUUAUUUCUGUUCAUGGGUGUUACACAUGCAUUUGUGUAUGAAUUCAAUUGUUUGAAUAAAAUACGAUUUUCUGGGUUGAGCAAGACCGAGCAACA
Messenger RNA from Salvelinus fontinalis (brook trout), 4323 nucleotides. Its product is annotated as proline-rich transmembrane protein 1-like. Bases 379 to 1134 code for a protein of 251 amino acids. The record is from RefSeq and is a predicted model, not a curated record. NCBI's taxonomy places the organism in Eukaryota, Metazoa, Chordata, Actinopteri, Salmoniformes, Salmonidae. Gene Ontology annotation, cellular component: membrane. The transcript has 4 exons.